AUGGCUGAACAAGAGGAAGAUGGUCUCAAAAGUAAGGACGAUGCAGAGAAAUCUGUCGUCCCGGUUAUCCCAAAGACAUCUGAAGACAACAUUGUGGAGAAAGAUGAAAAGAAGAUAGGAGAGAAAUGCGCCGCCAAGAGCAGUAAGAAGGAAAACGUGGAGAAGUGUGAGUUUUGGAAUUUUUGGGUAUUGGGACGUUCUGGAACCGGACGUUCUGAAAUAACUGUAGAUUUUGAAACGCCCCAUACAUUUUCAGCACCAAAAUCUGUCGUUUCUUGUGAGACACCGUCGAAAAACGAGAGAAGACGGAAGAAGAGAAUCGAAAAAGGGAAUUUAGGAGGACGAAAGGUCUUCAAAACUGAUGGAAAUUCCCGAGGGGCCCCGAAGGGACCCCGGAAAGGUAAAGUUAACAAAACGAAUAGAAGAGGACAGUCAUCGCCAGAACCCCCCAAAAUACCGUUCCUGCUGGAAAUCAGCCCAGAGAAGUUAGUUGUUCCACCAUUGGAACCUCUCAAAGUCACCGUCAGAAAUCCGACUGAAGACACUCAAACCCUUCGUUGUACAUUCGAUUCCUAUUACUUCUUGGUGGAUUUCAAUGAUGCCAAAUCAAGUAGACAACAAGGAGUAACCCCUGCGGCGGCAUACGGUUGCUAUGAGUUGGGACCGGGUGAAUCUUGUAGUUUGACAAAUAUCAUUGACAUUGUCUUUUACAAUCAUAAGCGUCCUGAAGGAUUUCUGAAAUUUGAGUACCGCAAGAAAGAAAAACGAACGAAUGCUAAAUGGGUGGUGCGAAAACAACAAUUGCAUUUGACGGAUGAUAUUCAGGAGAUGAUACGGUUGGAGGAUGAAAAAAGUAAAGAGAAAGCAAAGGGGAAUGAAGGAACACAUGAGAACGAAACAGCAACCGAUCCCAAUCCACCGGAAAAUAUGAAGUUUUACAGAAUGAAAUGGCUUCACAAUGCUACUCAAAGCCACCAAAAAUGGAGAGCAAGUUGGGGUGAACAGUUGAGGAACGAUGACGAUGGAACGCAUCGAGUUUUUUCUGUCCAACCAGAUUUUGUUGUUGACCAAUUUGUGCGGAACAAUGAAAAUUACAACCAAACACUUGGAACCGAGAAAGACAAUCUUGCUUUCUGGAAACGCAUUUUUGUAACACGGAAUAUUAGAAAUUAUGAGUGUAAAAUAGCGAUUUUGGAUCGAAAUGCUGGGUUUGGAAAGCAUGAUUUCACUGCGGAGACGUUGGAGGAGUCACUUGAGAAGGCUGAGAAGUUUUUGGAAGAUCAGAGGAAAGAAGAUAGUAAGAAUUAUAAUUUACACAUUGAACAAGUAAGAAUGGAGCGCGAGAUAGAGCAGAAGAAUAAGAAGGAGAAAGAAGAUUUAGAGAAGGAAGAAGAAUUUAAGAAGGAACUUGAAAUGGUGCAGCCAGUGAAGCAGAAGGAAGAGAAGAAAGUGGAGAAAAAAGAAGAGAAUAAGGAGGAACAGAAGAAGAAGAAGAAUCCGUGCUGCUCAAUUUUGUAA
Caenorhabditis remanei is the source of this 1518-nucleotide messenger RNA. RefSeq lists its product as uncharacterized. NCBI's taxonomy places the organism in Eukaryota, Metazoa, Nematoda, Chromadorea, Rhabditida, Rhabditidae. The record is from RefSeq and is a predicted model, not a curated record. The transcript is spliced from 8 exons. The coding region runs from base 1 to 1518 and encodes 505 amino acids.